CUGUGCUUAAUAGUGGAAGAAACUUCUUUCAUCACCUUCAGUUAUCUUCAGUCACUCUGGAUACUGAGAAAUGGGAACAAACUGCAGUGCUUCUCCAAAGACCAUAGACUGUCUGUACAACAUCGCCAGCCAUGCAGGCCUGGUUCCUGAUGCCUCCCUGGAUGCCUCCCUGGCCUCUCUGCUAUCCCUGAACUCAUCCUCGGUGCUGGAGCAGCAGUACUCCACCCUGCAGAGCGGCAUGACUCGACAGCAGAGGAUUGCCUUCAACCAAGACCUCAACACCUUGUUCGGAGGAAACACCACGGUUCCUGGCACAGCCAAUGACCAGGACAAGAUGGCAGCACUGCUGGAGAGCUACGAGAGAAAGCUCCGGACCGAGCUGAUGGAUUUCUAUGGGAGGAUGGUGUCGCUGGAGAGGAUCACACUCAGCUCUGCUGGGGUGAAGCAAUGGAUCAACGGAGCUGCUCUCCACAUUCACACCUUUCUCCAUUGGAAUCGCUUGACCAACCCCUCAGCCGGAGAGCGCUUAAGUCUGGACUACCUGCAUCGGGUUGACCCUCUGCUCAAGGCUUACAAAGAGUAUCUGCUCAAAACGGUUAAAGUGUUGCCAGCCUUGAGCCCUGGCCCUAGUGGGUUGCUGAUAGUGGAGCCUCUGAAAAAUGUAAGCCAUGAGGUUCGCCAUCGAAUCUGUGAGCGUAGGGCUAUCCAGCGAGCUCUGGUGGAGAAUUUCCUGUCAGCCCAGAACCUGCAGAGGGGGAAGGAGUUCUUCCAGAGCUCCCACAAGCACCAUGAAGCUCUGAUGGCACAGCAAGGACACUUUCUGCUGAGCAUGGCUUGAGAACAAUUAAGACUGACAAGCUAUGAUUGAUGAUCUAUCCAGCACAGAUAAACCCCAUCAACUGUAACUAGGUACUGCAGGCCUGUCAAGCAUUGAAUGUCUUCACAUGCUGACAUGUUGUGCAUGGGGCUGUAAUAUGAGCAAUACUCUGAAUAUGAAGAGUUUGGAUGAUGAUUUUUUUUAACCUCUCCAAAACCAAAAAUACAAGAGUAAGAAAUUGAUUUUACUGUAUGUUUGUCUGCUCUAACAUAAGCUGUGGCAGCAUGCCUGGCUAACUAGCUCAUGACCGAUAGUAUACUUAACCCAGCAUUACUUCCAAGGCAAGGGUCAUACUACAAAAUUUUGUGGGGUUAUAGGUUAUGUUAAAAAAAAAAAAGCUUUGUUCACACAACUAGGUCAUCCACUGUGUAGUAUUUCCUCAUGGUGUGGAGGCCUGUUCUGGAUGCUACCAUAUCAGAGUUUAGGCUAAUGUCAGUGGUUCUGUCCUGCUUUACUGAAUUUGGGGAGGUUUAUAAUUCAGCAACCCAAGCAAAACUUGCUAUCCAAGAUAUCAUUACAUUUGCUGAAUAUGUGGGUAAGUCCUCAAAGCUGGCUUUUAGG
This is a messenger RNA of Thunnus maccoyii (southern bluefin tuna), 1438 nucleotides long. RefSeq lists its product as uncharacterized. NCBI's taxonomy places the organism in Eukaryota, Metazoa, Chordata, Actinopteri, Scombriformes, Scombridae. Bases 71 to 838 code for a protein of 255 amino acids. The transcript is spliced from 6 exons. The record is from RefSeq and is a predicted model, not a curated record.